CUGGAUUUAUAGCCGCAGAACGUGUGCUCGGGGAUAUUUUGUUCAAACAAACCUUCCUUUGUCGGACAGAAAUCUGUAUCUUCCAGUAGUGACUCGGCUUCUUCUGCCAGACGUCACGUGACGGUGAGGAGAGCAGGGGGAGGGGGAGGGGCCAGGAACCAGGAAACGCACCGCCGUCGCAAGUCAAGCCGGAAAAAAAGCUGUCCGUCAUGGCCUACCAGGCUGGGAGGACCGAUGAGCCCAGUGCUCUGGUUCAGAACAUAAGCUCCAACAUCCAGAAGCUUACCCUGCUCACCUCGGAGCUGCAGAGGGCCGUUUCUCUGCUGGGGACGGAGCACGACAGCAGCCAGCUGCCGCAGACGCUGCAACAGAAACAGCAGCAGGGCAACCAGCUGGCGAAGGAGACUGACCGACUGAUCAAAGCAUUCAGUGGGCUUCCUGUUGGCCCUGACCAGCGGCAGAGGAAGCUCCAGAAGGAGCGCCUGGUCAACGACUUCUCCGCCGCCCUGAACAGCUUCCAGAAGACCCAGCGGCAGGCGGCCGACAAGGAGAGGGAGUUCGUGGCCCGGGUCCGAGCCAGCUCCAGGGUGUCGGGAGGACACCCCGAUGACGGCUUUGGUAACGCGCCUGUUUUUUUUAGCGAAGCCCAGGUGCAGGCUCAGGCCGAGGCCAUCACUGAAGAAGAUCUGAGGCUGAUCCAGGAGAGGGAGUUGUCCAUCAGGCAGCUGGAGUCGGACAUCACAGAUGUCAACGACAUCUUCAAGGACCUGGGGAUGAUGAUCCACGAGCAGGGGGACAUGAUAGACAGUAUAGAAGCCAACGUGGAGAGCGCCGACGUGCACGUGCAGAACGCGACCCAGCAGCUGUCCCGCGCCGCAGACUACCAGCGGAGCUCCCGGAAGAAGAUGUGCAUCCUGGUGAUAGUGUUGCUUGUACUUGCUCUUAUUAUUGGACUCAUCAUCUGGGCUUCUGUCAAACAAUGAAGGCUCCUUCUUCUUCUUCUUCUUCUUCUUCUUCUUCCUCACCUGGUUAUCCAUCAAGCUGGACCAAGCAUGAAGCGUCUCUUCCUUUUCCUCCUUCUCACGAGGGGAGCCAUUUGUCUGUUCUAUUUAAAUUAUAACAGUGUUUCCGACUUGAUCAUAAUCUUAAGACGUAGCUGUCUCUAUCGAUGGGAUCGCACACUUUCACUGUGAAAUCAGAAAACCCGGUUUGAGGGCUUUAUUGUAAUGAACAGCUUUAAUUGGGUUAUUUUUUUGUCUGAUGCCGGCACCAUUUGCUAAACGGGGAAAGCUUAAAUGUUUUAGUUCUCCCCUGAUUCUCAGAGGUUCUGUGUGUAAGUGGGAAUAAACCUCCAACAUUUCUUUUCAUGACCCCCCCCCCCCCAUUCGGCUUAUUGCAACGCUCUCAGUGCCAAUUCCCUCUUUUCUAAUCUGUGUCACUACCUUUAUUUUUUUACCUUAUUAAAAAUGAAACUUUCAUUUCUCUAAAUUCACGUCCUGCACUUGUAUUAUAAUGAUACAUGUGAUCAAUGUGCCAUAUAUUCCCAUAAUACAUCUUCUGGAUAGGACCAUGUAAUACACUCCAACCCCAGCGCUCAUUCCAAAUCACAAGAUUUUGUCCACACUUUUAUUUUUUCCCCCCCCUUGCUCUAAGAGAGAUUGAGCGGAUGUCCCAACAUCACAAAUGAUCCCACACAGAGAAUGGAAGUGCCACACCUGGAUGUGGGGCUCGUUAAAGGUCCGGCGCAGAGGUCCAAUCAGCCCGCGUCGAGUGGGAACUUUAAAAGUGCUUUCUGUGACUGACGAGCCACCAGUGACCGUCUUCCUCUCUUCAUUCUUUGUGUGAAGGAACCAUCAAUGUAACUGAAAGUAAAGACCGAACAUGAAUUAUCAUUUGCUACGACCGACAGACCUUUGUGUGGAACUGUGAUCAUGUGUAUAUUUUCGAUACUGAGAAUGCGCUGCCUACAGUUUGCUGAAUAAAGUGUGAGAGAAGAU
Molecule: messenger RNA, 1997 nt
Organism: Pungitius pungitius (ninespine stickleback)
Lineage: Eukaryota; Metazoa; Chordata; Actinopteri; Perciformes; Gasterosteidae
Gene: stx7l
Product: syntaxin 7-like
Exons: 10
Coding region: 210-983 (257 amino acids)
Biological process (GO): vesicle fusion; vesicle-mediated transport; intracellular protein transport
Cellular component (GO): membrane; endomembrane system; SNARE complex
Molecular function (GO): SNAP receptor activity; SNARE binding
Source: RefSeq, a predicted model, not a curated record